AUGACGGGCGUCACCAAAACGGCUGUUGUGCCUAUCGAGGCCGUGCUCCUUACGCUUGCAGUCACCCUUGUUCUCGCACGAUUAUACCUUCGUCUGGUUCUGCAGCGCCAGACACUCACUGUUAGCGAUUGGUUUCUCAUUGUGUCGAUUCUCGAUGCCAUCGCGCUGUUCUCGACCGACACUAUGGCGUACAAGUUGGGCGGAAUGGAUGAGUACGACCCGUUUGCUCCAGAGGCACCAGAGGACCAGCAGAUUACGCUCAUGAAAGUUUCUUUUGCGGGCAACUACUUCUACGACACAGGCAUUUACUUUCCAAAGCUGGCUUUGCUGUCCUUUUACUUCAAGUUGAUUCCACCAACGAUGCCUUUGUUACGGAGAGUCCUGUACGGAACGUGCGGGCUGACACUGGCUUUCGCCAUGACCACUGCCUUCUUGGAUACGUUUUGGUGUGGUCCCGACGUGUCUGUUAACUGGGGCUUGGAUUCUUCCUGCUCAACUUUCGACUCUAAAUCAGUAUUCCGCAUCGAUUGGGGAAUGAACUUUUUGUCAGAUCUGUUGAUCUUUGCUAUUCCGUUCCCGCUUCUGCACGGUCUUCAGCUCAGUAAAAGAUAUAUUAUUGGGCUUGCAGCGACGUUCUCCACGGGCAUGAUCACAAUAGGAACCAGUGUGGCGAGAUUUGCCACUGUCGAAUCCAUCCAGGCAUGGACCAAUGUUUAUGUGCUAUCAAUGACAGAGAUGGCAGCCGCCAUCAUUGUGGUAUCGCUGCCAGCCCUCAAGUCGCUUCUGCAUCGUCGUGGACUGGACAAGUCGAAAUAUGGAACUGGCAAGACAGAGACUUACAAGAAGAACGUAACAGCAGCCAGCCGUAAUCAUUUCAAGCUCUCUUCGGGGACAGAUCCAUAUGAAGCAACGACACGAGUGGUCGCCGAGGAGGAUUCGGGCAGUGAGGUGGAGCUGAAUAAUCUCCAACGAUCGGACGUGAUUUACAAGUCGGCUCGCGUGAGCGUGACAUACCAAAAGCGAGAGGAUAUAUCGGAAUGGAUUCUGUUGACAGCCUCCUAUGUCUUCGUCGGCCUGCGCGUGUACACACGCCUCUUCCGCUUGCGGGAGAAGCUGGUCUUGUCCGACUAUCUUCUCCUCCUCUCGGCUUUCAACGCCCUCGCCCUGAUUAUAUGCGACACGUUGACAUACCAGAUGGGUGUCAUGGACAACUGGGAACCGUCUGUUAGGCUAUCCAAGAUAUCCUUCGCCUCCAAUUACUUCUACGAUGUUGGAAUGGGUUUUCCGAAGAUGAGCAUGCUUGCUUUCUACUGGGCCUACUUCCCCGCCGACACUAGCCCUGCGAUGCGCAAGGCCCUGUGGGGUAUCACUGCGUUCGUCGGGCUUUCGUACAUGGCCAUCCUCUGGGAUGACACAUUCUUCUGCGGCAAGGACGUUUCAAUCCAAUGGUCUCAGGAGGAAGGUGCUUGCAGCGUCUUUUAUGCACCUGAGCCCUUCAUCCUCAACUUCACUCUCAACUUGGCUUGCUACAUCUUUGUCUAUGUGCUCCCUCUUACCCUCUUGAUUCAGGGCGUUCUGAAGCCGUCGGCGGGUCUCAAUUUCACCCUUGCCCUUGGUCUUUUGACCAUCUUCACCACUAUCGUCCGUUUCAUCACCCUCAAGGUCGGAACAGGACAGGAGAACCUUGUCUACCCUCUCAGUGUCCUCGAAAUGACGCUUGCCAUCACUGUCGUUGCCCUUCCUGGCCUGAAGCCUCUCUUGGAUGGCCGGUCUAAGAGCCCAUCAAUCGAUACCGUCGAAGUCGAAAAUCAGGAGAAGAACUUCUCAUGA
Messenger RNA from Colletotrichum graminicola M1.001, 1830 nucleotides. RefSeq names its product archaeal flagellin N-terminal-like domain-containing protein. The transcript has 8 exons. NCBI's taxonomy places the organism in Eukaryota, Fungi, Ascomycota, Sordariomycetes, Glomerellales, Glomerellaceae. Bases 1 to 1830 code for a protein of 609 amino acids. The record is from RefSeq and is a predicted model, not a curated record.